Messenger RNA from Apodemus sylvaticus (European woodmouse), 5204 nucleotides. It is a transcript of the gene Jag2, whose product is annotated as jagged canonical Notch ligand 2. Gene Ontology annotation, molecular function: Notch binding; calcium ion binding. The record is from RefSeq and is a predicted model, not a curated record. The transcript is spliced from 26 exons. Gene Ontology annotation, biological process: Notch signaling pathway; cell communication; multicellular organism development. The coding region runs from base 353 to 4096 and encodes 1247 amino acids. Gene Ontology annotation, cellular component: membrane. NCBI's taxonomy places the organism in Eukaryota, Metazoa, Chordata, Mammalia, Rodentia, Muridae.
GGCGAGCGAGCUGUCAGUCUCGUCCCGAACUUGUUGGCUGCGGUGCCGGGAGCGCGGGCGCGCAGAGCCGAGGCCAGGACCCGCCGCCGCCGUCGCCGCCGCCGCCGGGUGGGAGCCGGGCCGGCCGCCGGAGAGCGGCUGCAGUAAGCCGGAGCCGCCGCCUCCCCUGCACGCCCGCCGCGCAGCCCGCGCGCACUGCUCGACCCCGCCCGCGCCGCCUGUGCGGCCGCCGCCGCCUGUGCGCCGCCGGGCUCGGAGGGCGGGCGGGCGGGCGCUGGAGGCCGGCGCGGCGGCUAUAGCGGGCGCGGGCGGCGGCGGCGGCGGCGGGGCCGCGGGCGGGGUCGAGGCGGCGAUGCGGGCACGCGGCUGGGGACGCCUGCCUCGGCGGCUGCUGCUGCUGCUGGUUCUGUGCGUGCAGGCGACGCGGCCCAUGGGCUAUUUCGAGCUGCAGCUGAGCGCGCUGCGGAACGUGAACGGGGAGCUGCUGAGCGGCGCCUGCUGUGACGGCGACGGCCGGACGACGCGCGCGGGGGGCUGCGGCCGCGACGAGUGCGACACGUACGUGCGCGUGUGCCUUAAGGAGUACCAGGCCAAGGUGACGCCCACGGGGCCCUGCAGCUACGGCUACGGCGCCACGCCCGUGCUGGGUGGCAACUCCUUCUACCUGCCGCCGGCGGGCGCUGCGGGGGACCGAGCGCGCGCGCGGUCUCGGACCAGCGGCCACCAAGACCCGGGCCUCGUCGUCAUCCCCUUUCAGUUCGCCUGGCCGCGUUCUUUCACCCUCAUCGUGGAGGCCUGGGACUGGGACAAUGACACCACUCCAGAUGAGGAUCUGCUGAUCGAGCGGGUGUCGCACGCCGGCAUGAUCAACCCGGAGGACCGCUGGAAGAGCCUGCACUUCAGUGGCCACGUGGCACACCUGGAGCUGCAGAUCCGAGUGCGCUGCGACGAGAACUACUACAGUGCCACCUGCAACAAGUUCUGCCGUCCCCGGAACGACUUCUUUGGCCACUACACCUGCGACCAGUACGGCAACAAGGCUUGCAUGGACGGCUGGAUGGGCAAGGAGUGCAAAGAAGCCGUGUGUAAACAAGGAUGUAAUUUGCUCCACGGGGGAUGCAGUGUGCCUGGGGAGUGCAGGUGCAGCUACGGCUGGCAGGGCAAGUUCUGUGACGAAUGUGUCCCCUACCCUGGCUGUGUGCAUGGCAGCUGUGUGGAACCCUGGCACUGUGACUGCGAGACAAACUGGGGUGGCCUGCUCUGCGACAAAGACCUGAACUACUGUGGCAGCCACCACCCCUGUGUCAAUGGGGGCACCUGCAUCAACGCGGAGCCUGACCAAUACCUCUGCGCCUGCCCAGAUGGCUACCUGGGCAAGAACUGCGAGCGGGCUGAGCACGCCUGCGCCUCCAACCCGUGUGCCAAUGGGGGCUCCUGCCACGAAGUGCCGUCUGGCUUUGAAUGCCACUGUCCGUCAGGGUGGAGCGGACCCACCUGUGCACUCGACAUUGAUGAGUGUGCCUCUAAUCCGUGUGCAGCGGGUGGCACCUGCGUGGAUCAGGUGGACGGCUUCGAGUGCAUCUGCCCAGAGCAGUGGGUGGGGGCUACUUGCCAGCUGGACGCCAAUGAGUGUGAAGGGAAGCCGUGCCUUAAUGCUUUUUCUUGCAAAAACCUGAUUGGCGGCUAUUACUGUGAUUGCCUCCCGGGCUGGAAGGGCAUCAACUGCCACAUCAAUAUCAACGAUUGCCACGGGCAGUGUCAGCAUGGGGGCACCUGCAAGGACCUGGUCAACGGGUACCAGUGUGUGUGCCCACGGGGCUUUGGAGGUCGUCACUGUGAGCUAGAGUAUGACAGGUGUGCCAGCGGCCCCUGCCGCCGGGGCGGCAUCUGCGAGGAGCUCGCGGAUGGCUUCCGCUGCCGCUGCCCUCGGGGGCUCUCUGGGCCGCACUGUGAGGUGGAUGUGGAUCUCUGUGAACCAAGCCCCUGCCUCAAUGGCGCCCGCUGCUACAACCUUGAGGGUGACUACUACUGCGCUUGCCCAGAAGACUUUGGCGGCAAGAACUGCUCGGUGCCCAGGGAGACAUGCCCUGGCGGGGCAUGUAGAGUGAUCGAUGGCUGUGGGUUCGAGGCAGGGUCCAGGACACAUGGCGUUGCACCCUCUGGCAUUUGUGGCCCUCACGGGCGUUGCAUCAGCCUGCCUGGGGGAAACUUCUCCUGUAUCUGUGACAGCGGCUUCACAGGCACCUACUGCCAUGAAAACAUUGACGACUGCAUGGGCCAGCCCUGCCGCAACGGGGGCACGUGCAUUGACGAGGUGGACUCCUUCCGCUGCUUCUGCCCCAGCGGCUGGGAAGGCGAACUCUGUGACAUCAAUCCCAACGACUGCCUCCCCGACCCCUGCCACAGCCGCGGCCGCUGCUAUGACCUGGUCAACGACUUCUACUGUGCCUGUGACGAUGGCUGGAAGGGCAAGACCUGUCACUCGCGCGAGUUCCAGUGUGACGCCUACACCUGCAGCAACGGUGGCACGUGCUAUGACAGCGGCGACACCUUCCGCUGCGCGUGCCCUCCCGGCUGGAAGGGUAGCACCUGCACCAUCGCCAAGAACAGCAGCUGCGUGCCCAAUCCCUGUGUGAACGGGGGCACCUGCGUGGGCAGUGGAGACUCCUUCUCCUGCAUCUGCCGCGACGGCUGGGAGGGCCGUACCUGCACACACAAUACCAAUGACUGCAACCCUUUGCCCUGCUAUAACGGAGGCAUCUGUGUUGAUGGUGUCAACUGGUUCCGCUGCGAGUGCGCUCCUGGCUUCGCGGGUCCGGACUGCCGGAUCAACAUCGAUGAGUGCCAGUCCUCGCCCUGCGCCUACGGAGCCACGUGUGUGGAUGAGAUCAAUGGGUACCGCUGCAGCUGCCCGCCAGGUCGUUCCGGCCCCAGGUGCCAGGAAGUGGUCAUAUUCACGAGGCCCUGCUGGUCCCGGGGCAUGUCCUUCCCACACGGGAGUUCCUGGAUGGAAGACUGCAACAGCUGCCGCUGCCUGGAUGGCCACCGAGAUUGCAGCAAGGUGUGGUGUGGAUGGAAGCCUUGCCUGCUGUCUGGCCAGCUCAGUGCUCCAAGUACCCAGUGCCCACCAGGGCAGCAGUGUCGGGAGAAGGCCGUGGGUCAGUGCCUGCAGCCACCCUGUGAGAACUGGGGGGAGUGCACAACCGAGGAACCUCUGCCACCCAGCACCCCCUGUCUGCCACGGACCACCCAUUUGGACAACAACUGUGCUCGCCUCACACUGCGCUUUAACCGCGACCAAGUGCCUCAGGGCACCACUGUGGGCGCCAUCUGCUCCGGAAUACGAGCCUUGCCCGCCGCAAGGGCGGCAGCACGGGACCACCUCCUCCUGCUGCUAUGCGAUCGUGCAUCCUCAGGGGCCAGUGCUGUGGAGGUGGCUGUGUCUUUCAGCCCCGCAAGGGACCUGCCAGAUAGCAGCCUGAUCCAGAGCACAGCUCAUGCCAUCGUGGCCGCCAUCACCCAGAGAGGAAACAGCUCGCUGCUGCUGGCUGUCACCGAGGUCAAGGUGGAAACGGUUGUCAUGGGUGGCUCUUCCACAGGUCUGUUGGUGCCCGUGCUGUGCAGCGUGUUCAGCGUGCUGUGGCUCACCUGUGUGGUCAUCUGCGUGUGGUGGACACGAAAGCGCAGGAAAGAACGCGAGAGGAGCCGGCUGCCGCGGGACGAGAGCGCCAACAAUCAGUGGGCCCCGCUCAAUCCCAUCCGGAACCCCAUUGAGCGGCCAGGCGGCAGCGGUCUGGGUACCGGGGGCCACAAGGACGUACUCUAUCAGUGCAAAAACUUCACACCGCCGCCCCGCAGGGCAGGCGAGGCACUGCCUGGCCCAGCCGGCCACGGGGCUGGCGGGGAGGACGAGGACGAGGAGGAUCUGAGCCGUGGAGAUGGGGACUCCCCAGAGGCAGAGAAGUUCCUCUCACACAAAUUCACCAAAGACCCCAGCUGCUCCCUGGGAAGGCCAGCCUGCUGGGCCCCGGGGCCCAAAGUGGACAACCGCUCCGUCAGAAGCACCAAGGAUGUGCGCUGUGCCGCCAGGGAGUAGCCGGCUACCAGGCUGGCAACCAGAGCCCUUGCCGGCACCACGCUGCCCGCUGGACCACAGGAGGCCGAGGCCGUGUGCAUAGUUUCUUUAUUUUGUGUAAAAAACAAAACCAAAAACAAAAAACAAAUGUUUAUUUUUUACGUUUCUUUAACCUUGUAUAAAUUAUUCAAUGGCUGUCAGGCGGAAAACAACGGAGUAUUCUCGGAUCAUUGCUAUUUUUGUAAAGUUUCCGUGUCCGCACGCACUGUGGCAGGAGAGCAGGGCGUGUUUGUGUUCUCACCAAAUCGUAUAAUGUUUGUUACCACAGGCUGUCGCUGUUUACAGAAUCUUCUUUUUUAUUCCUCAUUUGGGUUUCUCUCUAGCUCGAGGCCCAAAAGCCCACGAGAGUCGUGGGCUAGGCUGUGGCCCUCAGUGAGAUCUGUGGCUUUCCGUGUGGCCCGUGGCUCUCAGUGGGACCUGUGGCUGACAGUAUGGCCUGAGGCUGUCAGUGGGACUGUGGCUGUUGUCUUGGCUGUAGUUCUCGGUGGGACCUGUGGCUGUCGGUGGUACCUAUGGCAAUUGGCCUGGCCUGUGGAUGUCAGUGGGACCUGUGGCUGUCAGAAACAUCUGUGGCCAUUGGCUUGUGGCUUGGCUGUCAGUGACCCCCAAUGGCUGUCAGUGGCGUUGGCUGCUGGGCUGGCAUGCUGUCAGUGGGACCCGUGGUGGCCCGUGUGAUGCUGGUUUCCAUAGCUGUUGGUGGCGCCUGUGGUUGUCAGUGGGGUUGGAGGUCACUGGUGUGGCCUAAGGCUGGCAAGCAGACCUGGUCCAUGCCUCAUGCCCUUCCAGCCUGCUGUCCUUGCUUCCUCCUGCCCAGAACUCUCCAGAGAUCUCCAACUGUGCUUUCAGAAGUGCCCUUUCCAACUGCUCGGUCUCCCUCCCGGGACAGCGGCAGUAUUGAAGCUUGUGACAAGUGCCUUCACACAGACCCCCUCCCAGCUGUCAGCGUUCGCAGUGGGCACCAGGCCGCUGCCCACCUGCCGGCCCCGGCCACCCUCCUUGUGAAAGUGCAUUUCUGUAAAUAUGUACAUAUUAAAUGAAUCACUCUGUAUAUUUGAUUUAAUAACUUAAA